AGUGUCACACACACAAAUCGCCCUCGCUCACACCAAUCACCAAUACAAUCCACAAGAACAAUAUUAACAUACAACCUCCUCUCUCUCUCUCUCUCCCUCUCUCUCUCUCUCUACUUGUGAUUUCUUCAAAUUCAUCAAGUAAUGGCUCUCAGAGUCCACGCCGUCGCAGCUUCAGCUCCCUCCGCCGCCCCCAAGUCGACAUUCCUAUGUCUCAAGAGACCUUCAUUUCUGAUGCUCCGACGGCCGAGCAAGCUUCUGACGCGUCGGUGCGCUCUCUUGGACGAGCAACAAGGGCAGGUCUCGUUCACGGAGGAAGAGAAUUCGCUCAUCGAAGCACUCGUCGGCAUCCAAGGCCGAGGCCGCUCCGCUCCCCCUCAGCAACUCACUGAUGUUGAACAAGCAGUUCAGGCUCUAGAAGGUUUACAAGGUGUGCCUGAUCCGACGAGCUCUAGUUUAAUUGAAGGACGCUGGCAAUUGAUGUUCACCACUAGACCCGGAUCAGCGUCUCCAAUACAAAGAACGUUUGUGGGGGUAGACAACUUCAGCGUAUUUCAAGAGGUAUACCUUAGAACAAAUGACCCCCGUGUAACCAAUAUUGUAAAGUUCUCUGAAGCAAUCGGUGAGCUCAAAGUUGAGGCUGCAGCAUUGAUCAAAGAUGGAAAACGGAUACUUUUUCAGUUUGACAGAGCAGCCUUUUCUUUUAAGUUUUUGCCGUUUAAGGUUCCGUAUCCUGUCCCAUUCAGACUUCUAGGAGAUGAGGCAAAGGGUUGGUUGGAUACCACAUAUUUGUCCCAGUCUGGAAACCUCCGAAUCUCAAGAGGAAACAAGGGAACCACAUUUGUUCUACAAAAGAAAACAGAACCCAGGCAAAAACUGCUCUCAGCAAUAUCAACAGAUACAGGAGUUCUAGAGGCAAUCGAAGAGUUUCUCUCCUCGUAUCAGAAAAAAGGGAAAGGAGAAGCAGAACUUGAGGAGGGGGAAUGGCAAAUGUUAUGGAGUUCACAGACAGAGACCGAUAGUUGGUUGGAGAAUGCUGCCAAUGGUCUUAUGGGCAAGCAGAUUGUGAAGAAUGGUCAGAUCAAGUAUGUGGUUGACAUCUUGCUUGGGCUCAAGUUUUCCAUGGUUGGCACAUUUGUGAAAUCAAGCGCAAACACAUACGACGUCACUAUGGAUGAUGCUGCCAUAAUUGGCGGAGGAUUUGGCUAUCCUUUGGAGCUUGAAAGCAAGUUCAAUCUCGAACUGCUAUAUAGCGAUGACAAGAUCAGAAUUACCAGAGGGUACAAUAAAAUCGUUUUUGUUCAUUUAAGGACCGAUGGAUCGAAGAAGAAAUGAGGUAAAAUGAUAAAGAAACAUAUUGAGCUGAAGAUUUAGUAUCAUUGAAACCUACAUUAUACUUAAAUAAGUGUACAUGGAGAGAAAUUCGUGUAGUAAUAGGCUUGUAUCAACUUGUAAUAUUCAAACGUUUUUUUUUUUUUUUUUCCAGUACACCUUAUUCGAAAAGAUCUAGACUAGUCUUGGGGAAGUGAUCAUCACAAACACAAAACCCUCACCAAUUAGUUGUUAUAUCAUUGCCACUUAAUGCUAGGUCAAGUGGUAACGAUGGUUUCAUUUUUAAGUAAAAUAGAGUCAUAAACCC
Morus notabilis is the source of this 1636-nucleotide messenger RNA. Its product is annotated as probable plastid-lipid-associated protein 12, chloroplastic. The record is from RefSeq and is a predicted model, not a curated record. The transcript is spliced from 11 exons. NCBI's taxonomy places the organism in Eukaryota, Viridiplantae, Streptophyta, Magnoliopsida, Rosales, Moraceae. The coding region runs from base 142 to 1332 and encodes 396 amino acids.